CAUAAAGUACUACCCCAACAGAAACGAGACGGUAGUCAUCAAAGCUUUGCCUUUGAGCACUUGGUAUCCAUUUGACCAGCAAAAGCACUAUGUCCUUACUUAUCUCUGGGAACAGAUGGACGCUUUCAUGGCCACCACUUUUAUUGCCAGCUCAGACAUCUUCGCGUUUAGUCUCAUAAUAUUUGGUGUGGGCCAAAUUAAGAUUCUGAAGUUGAUUCUUUCCAAUUUUCAAGAGUUUGCGAUGAAUAUAAAGGAUCAGUUACACUGUAGUCAGGAAGAAGCCAGCUAUAUCACCCUCAGGGAGUGCAUAUUGAAGCACCAAGAAAUUAUCGAAUACAUAAAGGAAUACAACUUAGUAAUGAAGAAUAUAAUGGUUUUAGAUUUUUUACUGAGCUCUGUGGAGUUAGCUUCUGGAGUACUAACUUUGCUUGUGACGGAAAUGACUCUACCCAACACUAUAUACAGCAGUCAGUUAGCUUUUAGCUUGUUUCUUAGAGUACUGGUGUACUAUUGGUAUGCCAACGAAAUAAUGGUACAUGGAUCUGAAAUAGGAAUGGCUUUAUGUAACAGCAAUUGGUAUGAGGAAUCCGAAAGAGUGCAAAAAAUGAUGGUUAUUAUGCUGAUGAGGUGCAACAGGGAACUGUAUCUAGAGAUUGGACCAUUUGCCGCUAUGACUUUGAGAACUUUUCUGGGGGUACUCAAAGCAACAUAUUCCUACAUAACGGUUAUCUAUUGAUGAAUGCACACGCAGAAGGAUUCUCCAUUAAUGUCAGUU
Molecule: messenger RNA, 775 nt
Organism: Anoplophora glabripennis (Asian longhorned beetle)
Lineage: Eukaryota; Metazoa; Arthropoda; Insecta; Coleoptera; Cerambycidae
Product: odorant receptor Or2-like
Exons: 5
Coding region: 116-736 (206 amino acids)
Biological process (GO): sensory perception of smell; detection of chemical stimulus involved in sensory perception of smell
Cellular component (GO): plasma membrane
Molecular function (GO): olfactory receptor activity; odorant binding
Source: RefSeq, a predicted model, not a curated record